This is a messenger RNA of Brassica oleracea var. oleracea, 1581 nucleotides long. RefSeq lists its product as uncharacterized. Gene Ontology annotation, molecular function: catalytic activity. The transcript has a single exon. The record is from RefSeq and is a predicted model, not a curated record. NCBI's taxonomy places the organism in Eukaryota, Viridiplantae, Streptophyta, Magnoliopsida, Brassicales, Brassicaceae. Bases 1 to 1581 code for a protein of 526 amino acids.
AUGACCUGUCAAGUUACUCUUCCAGGUAUUGUUCCCUUUAUCUACACUGCAGUCUACGCUUCAAACUUCAUAAUGGAGAGGAUUGAUUUGUGGGUUGAGCUCUUGCAAGUCUUUCAGACAUUUGAUCUCCACCUACAACCGUGGAUUGUGGGAGGCGAUUUUAAUGAGAUCAUGCAUCCCUCGGAACACUCCCUCAUCGAAGUAGGCAUUACUACUCUGCAGAUGCAAGAGUUCAAGGACUGUUUGCAGCAGCUAGAGGUAUUCGACCUGAGAUUUCAAGGUCCUCUCUUCACAUGGAGUAAUCACUGUCCUGAGAGCCCUAUAGCCAAGAAACUGGACCGCCUGCUCGUCAACCCCAAUGUCAUCUCCAUAUUUCCUAACUGCUCAGCCACUUUCCACCCUACCCUUUUCUCAGACCAUAGCCCUUGCAUCCUUGACCUAGCUCACCACCUGCCUCUUGCUGGAACUAAGCCAUUCCGAUUCUAUAACUACCUCAUCCGUCACCCCUCUUAUCACCAAUUGGUACUUGAGACAUGGAGUCAAGCCGGAGAUCUGGCCCUGAACCUCACAAAACUGAGCUGGAAGCAAAAGAGUGUUAAGGGAGUGUUAAAACAACUAAACCGAGAGAAUUUUUCAAAUAUUCAGGUGAGGGUUUUAGAAGCUAACAGUUUGUUACAAUCUGCGCAGGUACAAGCUCUAACUGAUCCCUCCACUGUUAAUUUCCUAGAAGAAAGGCGCCUCCAUGAGAGCUGGGUCUUCCUUCGUGGCAUAGAAGAGAGCUAUUUUCGACAAAAGUCAAGGAUCAACUGGCUGCUUGAAGGAGACCAGAACACUACCUUCUUCUUUAGGAUUUUCCAAACUCGGUGUAGCUAUAACUCCAUUAGAUCCUCCGCUCUGGCCUCGGGGAUCAUCAUCACGGACCCUCGCAUGAUGAGUCUGCACGCUAUCACUCACUUCCGUAAUAUACUGGGACCUGAUAUGGUAGUUGUUCCUCCAGUUUACUCAUCUCCGGCUUGGUUUGGGUUGUUAACAUCUUUCACUCCCAGUGACGCUCAAAUCACCUCCAUGAUUGCGAUUCCAUCUGCGGAGGAAAUAACUUCGCUACUCUUCAAACUGAACCCCAACAAGGCGCCUGGUCCUGAUGGUCUCACCUCAGCUUUCUACAAAUCUUCCUGGAGCUUUCUUGGACAGGAAGUUAUAGCAGCAACAACCCACUUCUUCCACCACUCUUUUAUGCCCUCUUCUACCAACUCAACUAUCCUCUCUCUCGCUCAAAAGUUCCCUGGUGCUUCUCUUAUUUCAGAAUAUAGACCUAUCAGUUGCCUCAACACCCUCUACAAACCGGUCACAAGGCUCCUGGUGCGACGACUGAAGCCAAUUCUCCCAACUUUGAUUGUCCCUAAUCAAACAGCUUUUGUCAAGGGCAGACUAAUAGUGGAGAACACAACACUGGCAGGGGAAUUGGUAAAUGGUUACCAUCGCAGACAGGGCCCCAAAAGAAUCACUAUCAAGGUGGACAUAGCGAAAGCCUUCGAUACCAUCUCCUGGGAAUUACUUUUCAACUGUCUACAAGGACUUUAG